AGAACACUGGUGAAACAGCCCAACAUGGCCUCUCUCAGCUUGGUAACUCUGGUCAGCGUGGUGUCCACUGUUUUCGCCAGGCAGCUGGACGCCCACCCACCCCAGCAACAGCACAGACACUGGGCCCAGAUCUGCAGCGGGAAUCCCACCAACAAAAUCCGGGGCUGUGACCGCUACGGCUGUGGCCAGUUCGGUGCCGACAGACAUGAGGGUAAGGGCCACCACAAGCACGUGGGUGUGGAUGUCAUCUGCGCUGAUGGUGCUACAGUCUACGCUCCCUUCAGCGGACAGCUCUCCGGACCCAUCCGAUUCUUCCACAAUGGAAAUGCCAUUGAUGAUGGAGUCCAAAUCAAGGGAUCAGGUUACUGUGUGAAGCUUGUCUGUAUUCAUCCCAUCCGGUACCAUGGCCAAAUCCAGAGAGGGGACAGGCUUGGGAGAAUGCUGCCAAUGCAAAAAGUAUUUCCUGGCAUUAUCUCUCACAUCCAUGUGGAGAACUGCGACCGCUCUGAUCCUACUCAUCUACUUAAGCCUGUUGUUCCACCAUUCCCACAACAAGACAGACGCUGGGCAACACUGUGCUCUGGGAAUCCUACAAACGAGAUCAGAGGCUGCGAUAAGUACGGCUGCGGAUACUACGGAGCUCCAAGACACAGUGGUAAAGGAAAGCACAUGGGUGUGGAUGUCAUCUGUGCUGAUGGAUCAAGCGUGUACGCCCCCUUUUCUGGGGAGCUCUCUGGACCCAUUAAAUUCUUCCACAAUGGAAAUGCCAUUGAUGAUGGAGUUCAAAUCCAAGGAUCAGGCUUCUGUGUAAAACUACUCUGCAUCCAUCCCGUCAGAUACAGUGGUAGAAUUUCUAAGGGACAACUCCUUGGGAAAAUGUUGUCUAUGCAAAGAGUAUUUCCUGGGAUCACAUCUCACAUUCACGUUGAGAACUGUGAUCACUCAGAUCCUACUCGCAAUCUUGAAGGGGGGAAAUCACCAAGAGUGUGAAAUGGAAAUGCAGCAAAUUCCAAAUAAAUUCAUUUCAG
Molecule: messenger RNA, 1028 nt
Organism: Colius striatus (speckled mousebird)
Lineage: Eukaryota; Metazoa; Chordata; Aves; Coliiformes; Coliidae
Product: myeloid protein 1
Exons: 7
Coding region: 25-990 (321 amino acids)
Source: RefSeq, a predicted model, not a curated record